This is a messenger RNA of Podarcis raffonei (Aeolian wall lizard), 1864 nucleotides long. It is a transcript of the gene LRRC57, whose product is annotated as leucine rich repeat containing 57. Gene Ontology annotation, molecular function: protein binding. NCBI's taxonomy places the organism in Eukaryota, Metazoa, Chordata, Lepidosauria, Squamata, Lacertidae. The transcript has 6 exons. The record is from RefSeq and is a predicted model, not a curated record. Bases 288 to 1004 code for a protein of 238 amino acids.
CCCGAGAAAGCCCCUGGUUCCUGUCCUCCUACCUCGGAGGGAAAUCGGACUAGGGCAGCAGGGAUGAGAUCCCUCCGUUUAUAGCCUGUGCAUCUUUACCUAAAAGUAGCUGCACCUGGGAAGUAAAAACUCAGCUAAACUGUGUGGCAGCGCAUCUGGGCAGCCCACUACAUUGCGUUUCUACUCGGAAAACAUAAACUUAUGUUGCCUAAUGUGGCGUGAAUGAAAGUGACUCAGCUGGACUUGUGCUACACACAUUUGUUAGCAUCUGAUACAAGAGCAGGAGGAUGGGAAACAGUGCCUUAAAAGCACAUUUGGAGACAGCACAGAAAACGGGAGUAUUCCAGCUGACAGGAAAAGGCCUUUCUGAGUUUCCCGAAGAUCUGCAGAAGCUUGCAAGUAACCUCAGAACAAUAGAUUUGUCGAACAAUAAGAUUGAGGUCUUACCACCACUAAUGGGGAAAUUCUCUGUGUUGAAGAGCCUUGCUUUAAAUCACAACAAGCUGACUGCACUACCUGAAGAGCUGUGCAAGCUGAAAAAAUUAGAGGCUUUGCAUCUGAACGGCAACCAGCUGACGCAGUUACCGGCUGCCUUUGGACAACUUUCGGCACUAAAGACCCUGAGUCUUUCUGGAAACAAGCUCCGAACUGUACCUGUCCAGCUCUGCAGCCUUCGUCACCUAGAUGUGGUGGAUCUCUCCAGAAAUCAGAUCCAGAGUGUGCCAGAUACAGUUGGGGAUUUGCAGGCCAUUGAACUCAACUUGAAUCAAAACCAGAUCUCCCAGAUCUCCUCACAGAUAUCUUACUGUCCACGCCUCAAGGUCCUGCGUCUGGAAGAAAACUGUUUAGAACUAAGCAUGCUUCCUCAGAGUAUUCUCAGCGAUUCUCAGAUCUCUCUGCUUGCUGUAGAGGGCAAUCUCUUUGAAAUCAAGAAACUUCGAGAAUUGGAUGGAUAUGACAAGUACAUGGAGAGAUUCACAGCCACAAAGAAAAAAUUUGCCUGAUGGAUCGCUACCGGUCUUAUUUCAUGAAGGAGAGACAAGAGGUGUGAUGCACAUAGCUUAUAUGCUGCUAAGUCUUUUCAGGAGAAGGAAAUUCAAGGCUUUAACUGCAAGAGAACUUUGAACUGGUUGAAUAUGUUGUUUUUAAGGCCACAAAGUGAAACCAGGAAUUGGUGAAACUUAUCUUGUACGUUACGCUUUACACCUUUGCAGCUAACAAGGCACUUCUGCUUAUGUGAUUCUCCAUCUUCAGGGAUCAUUAUGUUGUAAGAAGAAAAAUGUUGUAGAACUCACUUGGGCUGCAGAGGUUUUAUUACCGACAUUGGCGGCCUUAUAUAAAGUACGGAGUACAUGGAGAUAACACUAAGGGGAACAUUUGCCAAGGAGUACACUGAGGUUCUGUAACAGGAUUAACUCUAGAAUGCAAAGUCAUCUCUUUGCAUUAAAUGUUUUAUAGUGUAGAGGAGACUGACAUUUUUUAAAAAUAAAAAUCAUGUACAUUUGAAAGCACAAGUAAUUGGGCUGAUAGUAGCUCAAUAUGUCUAAUCAAAAAUAGUUGUCCUAGCUUCAUUUCAUGCUCACCUCCCCUUGAAUGGCUUGUCUUCCAUUUGAUGGUGUAAUGCCCUCUAGUUCACCUGAGCAUGCUAAAUGAAUGAAAUACAGGUUCAUAAUGUCUACACUGUAUUUGAGGGGGGAGGGAGCUGACAUCUUUGCACUCUGUGUUCAUGGCAGGAGCAAACUCAACUGCUUAAAGGGGAUGAUCACCUUAUUACUGCCUUAUACAAAGCACCCAGGAGGACCUAAAAUAUGCAACUUUCUUGAAUAACUUGUAUAUUUUUAUUAAAAAGAUAUUGCAUCCACAA